Hymenoscyphus albidus is the source of this 1488-nucleotide messenger RNA. Lineage: Eukaryota; Fungi; Ascomycota; Leotiomycetes; Helotiales; Helotiaceae. The record is from the annotation of a GenBank genome assembly.
ACCCCAUUCCCCGAUCCUCAAUUCCCAAAAUGUCGACCGCUCCAGCAGGCAAAGAGAAAUCGAAGACCCAUAAGCUGUCCCUGAAGGGUAAUAUAAUUACUACAACCCCCUUUUUAUGUCGAGAAAACUAACCCCACCCACCAUAGGAUCCUCACGGCUAGUAGCAGAAUUCGUAAGAGAAGCCGACACCCUCGAAAUCAUAAGAACAUAACAUACUGACGUACCACAGUUCAAUUACUCCAUAAACACGAUUCUGUAGGUCAAUGCCAAAAUAUGAAGAUAGGGACAGGGAGAGAGAGAAUGCUAAGAAGUAACUAGAUUCCAACGAGGCGUCUACCCUGCCGAAGACUUCGCAGCCGUCAAAAAAUAUGGCCUCACCAUGCUCGUUUCCUCCGACGACCAAGUCAAAGCCUACAUCAAGAAAAUCAUGUCGCAGCUCGAUAAAUGGAUGGUCGGAGGCAAGAUCUCGAAGCUAGUGGUGGUGAUAACAAGCAAAGACACGGGCGAACCCGUAGAGCGAUGGCAAUUCGACGUUCGUCCUCUUCCUCUUUCCCUUUCCCUCGCCCCUCUUCCCCUUGGAACUAAACUUUUCCGCAGGUCCAAAUCUUCGCCAAACCUUCCAAAAAGAAAUCCUCCUCCAAAGUUCCCGACAAGGAGAAUUCCACGCCCGCAAACGAGGCCGCACCCGUAGAGAAAACAGAAGCCGAGAUCCAAGCCGAGAUCCAGAGUAUAUUCCGCCAGAUCACCGCAUCCGUAACCUUCCUCCCACAACUAGAUGGCGAUUGCACGUUCAAUGUUCUCGUCUAUGCAGAUGCGGAUAGUGAGGUGCCGGUUGAUUGGGGUGAUAGUGAGGCGAAGGAUAUUGUUAAUGGGGAGAAGGUGCAGUUGAGGAGUUUUAGCACGGCGAAUCAUAAGGUCGAUACAUUGGUUAGUUAUCGUGUUGGUUAAAAAGCUGGUGAUGGGGGGGGGGAAAUGUAGGAUUUGAGGAACUUGAUGUGUAUGGUAAGGUGGCUUUAUGGAGUCUUUGGUGUUUUCAUGGCUCUUUUUUCUGGUAUCUCCUUGUCCGGCUCUGCUGACUGGCUGGUACAUAGAUUUGUAGUGGACAGUCGUAUCGUCUUUGUUACAACUGUCUAAUGCAACUCAAUAGUUCGAACAGCCUAUUUCUAUCAAAGUUCACAGAGCUUCCUUUGGCUAUGGUUCGAUCACUCCACAUUCGUCCUUUGUAUACCAUCUCUGAAUUGUGUAUACAGUACGAAUUAUCUAAGCUUCACUAUGUUUAUCACCUAUCUCCUGGCCUUGAAGUAAGAGGCGUAUCCACUAUCAUCUUAAUAUUUGGUAGCCAACUCAAAACGUUCCCUAUUCAUGGUUUCAAAGUUGAAUAAGACUUGAGUUUUUAGAAAUAUCGUUGACUGCAAGCAACGAUAUUAGACGAUUUCUUGGUCUUCUUUGAGGUAUCUGUACUGACACAUUUAAUCCAUACAGUUGUUC